UCAAAUCCUUUUUCUACUUGUGUUGGGAAUUUGUCAAUUUGGGCUCAUCCGGUCUACUGGUUUAACCGGUUCUGAACCAUUAUAAACCGGCUUAAAAUGAUUUGACUUUGGAGUUUGGAAUACACAAGAAAGGUUUGGUUUGGUUCAAAACUUGAAUGAUAACAGGUCCGGUUCGUUCCAUUUUUUUUUCACGUUGCAAGAAAAGGUGGUUUGUUUAUUAUUCAGUGGAUGGUGGGUUCUGCAGAGUGCAAUCAAAGAGAAUGAAGAAGCCUAUCGUAGCUUUGUUAAUGGUAAUAUUCUUUUCUGCGUUCAACUGCUUCAACGCCGAAGAAGCGUUCGAUGUUCGCAAGCAUCUCUCCACUGUUUCCAGGUAUGGUGCUGUGAAAGAAAUUGCAAACGGUAAUUUUAUACCUUCUAAAGUUCCUGAAGGAUGUGUUCCAACUCACUUAAAUCUCGUGGCAAGGCAUGGAACUCGUUCUCCUACAAAGAAAAGGAUAAGAGAGUUAGAUAAUUUGUCAUUACGUUUGGAAGAUCUUAUAAAGGAUGCCAGAAGGCGAAAUUUGCAUUUGGAAAGAGUUCCUUCUUGGCUAGAUGGAUGGAAAUCUCCUUGGCAAGGAAGGCUCAAGGGUGGUGAGUUGAUUAGCAAAGGAGAGGAAGAAUUAUAUGAUCUUGGACUCAAAAUUAGAGAAAAGUUUCCAAGUUUGUUUGAUGAAGAGUACCAUCCAAACAUAUAUACAAUAAGGGCAACUCAGGUUCCUCGAGCCUCGGCCAGUGCGGUAGCAUUUGGGAUGGGGCUUUUUAGUGGAAAUGGUAGCCUUGGACCUGGGAAACAUCGAGCAUUUUCUGUUAUAAGUGAAAGCCGUGCUAGCGACAUCAUGUUGAGAUUUCAUGAUUGUUGUCAUAACUACAAGCAUUUCAGGGAGAAGCAGGAACCCGCUGUUAAUAAACUUAAAGAACCUGUAUUGAAUGAAAUCACAUCUGCAUUAAUUGGGCGCUAUGGACUGAAUUUUACGAGGCAGGAUAUAUCAUCUCUUUGGUUUUUGUGUAAACAGGAAGCAUCCUUAUUAGACAUUACCAAUCAAGCAUGUAGUCUUUUUGGCCCUUCUGAGAUUAUGUUGCUGGAGUGGACAGAUGACUUGGAGGCUUAUAUUCUUAAGGGUUAUGGUAACUCGCUCAACUAUAGAAUGGGAUUGCCAUUACUUGAAGAUGUUGUGCAGUCUAUGGAACAAGCUAUUCAAGCUGAAGAAGAUUGCAAUGGUGGCUCAGAUUUCUCUCUCGUGCAUGUGUCUUGGCUUUACAUAAAUCGCCUUCAAAUGUGGUCAGGGAGUGUUCAAUUUUUGCACCCCUGGCUAGCUAUGGCCUUGAUUUGGUUUCUCCUUUUGCUCAAAAUAAGUCCUCUUACCCAUUCCACUGUAAUUGUUCUUGAUCAUGCAUUGUUUCCAUAUAUAUACCUUCUCUAGCUGUUAUCCCCUUCUUCAAUAUGGACAACUAAUGUUUCUUUGUAAUUAAUAUAGUAUGAAGAAAUUACCUUCCUCUUCGUUACAGUUUGGUCACCAUAAUGACAGUGAUUCCUUCCAUUUCAUUUAUACCUUUGGGUACUCUUUUAUCUUGAUGUAUAUGUUGGUGCUUUUUGUUUAAUAUGAGAUUAUUCUGGUUCCUCAUUAACACAAAUUUUGGCCACUGAAUGUCACAUCUUCAAUGAAUAGAUUAUUUCUUUCUUGCUUCUUUGGUUACUUUAAUUGCUCCAAUUAAUCCUUUAUGUGGUUUGACCAUUGGACCUCAAUAUCUUCUAUUUGCUUGCCUUUUGUUGAUCACAUAUGUCUUCUCUUUAAGAAUUUAUUUAUCCUUAAAAAGAUUUAAUAUUUGCUUCCAAUAAAUCUUUAACUGUUGGUCUUUCGUUUAAAUCUUCAGCUUCUUGCUCAUAACCACAUAAAGCAUGUACCCAAUACUGUUGUAUUUGGCAUACUCUUCUAGCAUGUGGUCUUCUUAAAUCUAUUUCUCAUCCCUUUGGUUGGAAUUAGUUAAUGGCAAAUUAUUAUUUCUUUAUAAAUGCAAUGGUGGCUUCUUUUGAAGAUUGUUUGCUGAAUAUGUGAACUUGGAAGCAUUUGUUUUCUGCACUCAUU
Messenger RNA from Arachis stenosperma, 2123 nucleotides. RefSeq lists its product as uncharacterized. The coding region runs from base 156 to 1460 and encodes 434 amino acids. The transcript is spliced from 8 exons. Lineage: Eukaryota; Viridiplantae; Streptophyta; Magnoliopsida; Fabales; Fabaceae. The record is from RefSeq and is a predicted model, not a curated record. Gene Ontology annotation, molecular function: inositol phosphate phosphatase activity; acid phosphatase activity.